Molecule: messenger RNA, 3597 nt
Organism: Homalodisca vitripennis (glassy-winged sharpshooter)
Lineage: Eukaryota; Metazoa; Arthropoda; Insecta; Hemiptera; Cicadellidae
Gene: Sp1
Product: transcription factor Sp9
Exons: 5
Coding region: 56-1423 (455 amino acids)
Biological process (GO): regulation of transcription by RNA polymerase II
Molecular function (GO): RNA polymerase II cis-regulatory region sequence-specific DNA binding; DNA-binding transcription factor activity, RNA polymerase II-specific
Source: RefSeq, a predicted model, not a curated record
CUCGAGCGGAAUGGACCUACUGUGUGUGCGUUGACCGGUAUCAGGAUAGAAUAGGAUGUUAACGGACGUGAACCCGGUGACCAGGGUGGCAGGGCCACUCUACAGCACUCAUCAGUUGCCUAUCAACAAAUCUGUGCCUGAUCUACAAUCUGCGUUAGGAGGCAAAGGCGGCUGUAAUGACUCCUGGCCCAGUGAGCAAGAAAUCAUGGAGCACCCCGGACUGCGGGGCACCCCCUUGGCCAUGUUGGCCGCCCAGUGUAACAAGCUCUCCAGCAAAUCUCCCCCGCCUCUCGCAGAUGCGGCGGUAGGCAAGGGAUUCCAUCCGUGGAAGAAGAGUCCCCAAGGAGGCGGCCAAGGACCCGGGAGUCCCACGGGAGCUCGCCCCACCACCACUUCGGCCCCUACUUCCAUGGGGAACUCUUACCCCAGCAGACCCGUCAUGACAUCCUGCGGCGUCACUGGUGGUUACUCCAGCGGCGACUUCUACUUCCCAGGCGCCACGGCGCAACCCUCCGAGAACUCCCACCAGGCGGCACUCCUCAGCAAGGUGGAAGGCGCUGCGACGCAUCACGCUGCUUUGGGUUCUGUGUACUCGAGGCACCCCUACGAGUCGUGGCCGUUCAACGCGAUGCCAGCGGCGACGCACCACGGUGCGAUGAAACCGGGGGACACGGGAGGCACGUGGUGGGACGUCCACUCGGCGACCGCCGGAGGGUGGUUGGACAUGAGCGGGGCUGCUGCAGGCAUGCACGCCCAGAUGGCGGCGGCAAACUACGCUGCAUCCUCGGACUACUCUCUGAGCCACACGCUGGCAGCUAGCAACACCGCUCACCUGUUGUCAUCCGGGCAGCACCUCCUGCAGGACACUUACAAGUCGAUGUUGCCCGGCCAAGGGUCCUUCGGGCUGAGCCACCACCACCACUCUUCGUCUUCGACACCCACCACAGUCACCACGCCCAACACCCAAGUGCCCUCCCCUAGGUCGCAGCGCCGCUACACGGGGCGGGCGACCUGCGACUGCCCCAACUGCCAGGAGGCCGAGCGCCUAGGGCCCGCGGGCGUCCACCUCCGCAAGAAGAACAUCCACAGCUGCCACAUCCCUGGGUGCGGCAAGGUGUACGGCAAGACUUCCCACCUGAAGGCGCAUCUCAGGUGGCACACGGGGGAGCGACCUUUCGUCUGCAAUUGGCUCUUCUGCGGCAAGCGAUUCACCAGGAGUGACGAGCUGCAGAGACAUCUCCGCACCCACACAGGCGAGAAGAGUGUGGUGUCCACAGGUUCGCCUGCCCAGUGUGCAACAAGCGGUUCAUGCGUAGUGACCACCUCGCCAAGCACGUCAAGACCCACAACGGCAACGGGAGCAAGAAGGGGAGCUCAGACUCCUGUUCGGACUCCGAAGACAACUCCCAGCCCGGAGGUGUGAGCUCUCCCCACGGCUCCAUGGACCACACGCCGCCCCCUGGCCCUCAUCUCUCUCUCGACGUCGACGUCAAACCCCCAGGCCUCGUCUGAGGCAGGUGGGGUCCGGCGCUCUUCUACCACCACCCCCACUAGCGCCUGGACCCCCUCCUCGUCUGAGACCUCGCUGGCUGCCCUGGUUCUCAAUCUUCUUCUGAGUUCUCCUCAAGUACAAAACAUCAUUGGAAAUUUAAUGUAAUAACUGGUUUUUAAAGCAAUGUCGAAAGUGGUUUAGAUAAUAUAGAGUUCUUCAGUAUUCAAAAUUCCAGUAUUCGUGUCAGAAAAUCGAAACCCAUUCACUUUCAUUCACUUCAACAAGAUAGCAUUCACACAAUUUUUAAAAAAAUCUGAAGAUUUGAAACAUUUUGAAUUCAGAAUUAAAUAUAUAUCUAUCAAAAUAAAUAAUCUUCCAAACUCCAGUAGUAACGCAAGAACUAGGGAUCAUUACAAGUUUCAAAUGUGAUCAAGACAAAUUAAAAAAAGAGAAUUAUUUCUAACAGUAAAAUACUAUAGGAUUUUAAUCUGUUAGAUCUGACUUUUAAUUAUAAAUUUAGAACGUGAAAAAUUUUUGAAAAAGAUCUCUUUUAUGUUGAUGAGCUAGAGUACUGCAGAAGUCAAAUAUUCCAUUGGCAGUAGUAUUGUCAAAACUUAAUUUGAGAACUCUAAAUUAUCUCCACCCAUCUUCGACAAUUCGUGCCUUUGUAGAGUUUUCAAUAAUUCAGCACUUUUUUAAUUUAUUAAUUUUAACCGUGAUUUUACUCACCUCGAGCAGCACAGCCAGAGCUCUCCCCGUGCCAUGGGAACAGUUGUAUUACUCCUGUGAUCAACGACAUGAUGAUUCGCUCCAACUGUAUCAUAGACUUGUUAAUAAAUCGAUUGUUUUAUAUCAGUCACUAGUGUGUGUACAUAGCAGUAUAGUGUUGUUAUACAUCGAUCCCGGCCUUAUAUAGGCCGUUGUAUAUAACUUAUCCAUUUACUUUAUUAUAUACCUAAUACUUGUUGCCAAUUGUGUAAAUAUGUACGGUAGCAACCGUUGACAUUGACAUCACAUAUCAGGGAGUAGUACUAUUUUGAUGGGAUUUUUAAGUACAGUUGUGAUAAAUAAUUAUUUCCGUGAAUUUCGUCACCAUUUAGAAUUUUUAUGGACAUAUUAGGUUUUUAUAUUAAACCUUUAUAUACUAAUACUUUUUAGAAAAAUAAUAUUUUUUUUAAAUUUAAUUUUGAAAACGCUUAAUUUAAAUGAGAUUUCUAAUAUUGGAAAAUAUAAAUGAGUAUUUAAAACAUUAAAUUUACUCAGAUUCUUGGUUUAAAACCUAUUAAACACUAUAAAAAAUGUUUAGUCUUAAUUAAAUAUUUUUUAAUUAAACAGUUUCUAUUACAUGUUUUAGGUGUGGUUCUACGAAUUGUAACCAUACUUUUCAUCAACCAUAACAACAUAUUCAUUUCAAUGUAACAUUUAUAUAUUUAAGUUUAAUCGUUAAAGUACUUAAAUAAAUAAUAUUCUAAAAACAGUAUUCCCCCUUUAUUUUCAUGCUAAAAAUUUAAUUUUUCUAAAAUAAUUAUUUUGUUACAUACAUUUCUAAACAUCUAUUCAACGACAUUGAAUUUAUUUAACACAACAGUUCAUAUUAUUUCUGAUUGGUGUACUAUAUAUAAAAUAAAUUGACGAUACAUUUGUUUGCCAUAGUAUAUCGAAUUAUUAAGAGAAUCACUAGUGUAAUCUUUACUGUGAUGAUAGCUGUAUGUAUUAUCGAUUUACGGAUGAACGGUAAUAUUGAUAUCAUAAUAAUAUAAUAUUAGCAUAAUUUCAAAACUUUAUCAUCUAGUACCUAACGAUAGUGUGUUUUGUCCUUAGCAAAAUUUUACCUCAUAGAUUUGUGUUUAGUUUAAUUAUUUAUAAAAAAUAUUAUUUUGAACGUUUUGAUGAUUAUAUCGUAGAAAAAUAAAUCAAAUAGGUUGCUGAAGUUUAUUUUGUUUACAGACAGAUGUAUUGUAUGUACUAGAAUAAAAAUUUGUAAAUUCAGUAUGUACUUUCGAAUACCAUUGACAUAGUACUGUGAACCCUAGAGCGGCCGAACUCCGCCCCUGACCAACUGGUACCGACAGUGUCAUCAUCAAUAAAUCACUUAAAGAAUCAAA